This is a messenger RNA of Salvelinus fontinalis (brook trout), 4056 nucleotides long. RefSeq names its product transcription elongation factor A protein 3-like. The transcript has 17 exons. Bases 317 to 1774 code for a protein of 485 amino acids. Gene Ontology annotation, cellular component: nucleus. Lineage: Eukaryota; Metazoa; Chordata; Actinopteri; Salmoniformes; Salmonidae. The record is from RefSeq and is a predicted model, not a curated record. Gene Ontology annotation, biological process: DNA-templated transcription; transcription elongation by RNA polymerase II. Gene Ontology annotation, molecular function: zinc ion binding; nucleic acid binding.
UGGCAUUGGGGUUCUCUCCAAAGUCCCCUGAAAAAGUUUGCAUAGCCCACUGUAUUAAAGUAAGAUCAUAUAAAGACGAUAUUAGUGUCAGACCCAUAGAAAAGUCUAUAUUUAGUUGUUGCCAUGUGUCUCAUGGGCAUUUUGACCUAAUGGUCAGACGAUCCGACAAAUGUCGUUCUGCCUGUAAUUUAAGGACACGCCUCUUCUCCGAAUGGAAUGGACCGCGCCAUAACGUAAAGUCCUAUCUACGUAGGAUGAACAUUUACAUUUUUUAUUAUAUAGCAUUUUACAUAACAUAUUAUUGUACGUUUAAUCCAUGCCAGAAACUAUGACGCGAGAAGAGGAGUUAAUUCGGAUUGCAAAAAAACUGGACAAGAUGGUGUCUAGAAAUAACACGGAGGGUGCCCUGGACCUGCUGAAUGAACUGAAGAGCUUCAACAUGACGCUGAAACUUCUGCAGGAAACGAGGAUCGGCAUGUCUGUGAAUGGAAUCAGGAAGCACUGCACAGACGACGUGGUCGUUUCCCUGGCCAAGAUCCUCAUCAAGGACUGGAAGAGACUGCUGGAUGCUGCACGUACUCAGAGUACUGAGAGGCCCAAUGACAUGAAGAAUGGGGUUGACUCCAGCAAAGCCACAGGGUCCUCAGUCAGGUCCCCUUUAGAGAAAGACACCAGGAGAGAUUCUUCAGACACUCUGUCUCCUUCUCAUCCUCGUCCCACCCCUCCGUCCAGAUAUCACUCAGUGAAGGUGAAGAAAGAGAGGAAAAAAGCUCCUCCUGACCCUAAUGCCCCACUUCCUCCUCAUCCUUAUCCUUCUAUGCCCACUGCAGCAGAGGUCAAGGAGAGAAAAUACUCCGAUAGCAUAGUGCCCAAAAGACCAUCUGUUGAUGCCAAGGAAGAAAGAAAGGAUUUGUCAGAUUCCAAACCAAAACCUGCUAAAUGGCCAAGUCUGGAUGGCAAGAAAGACAGGAAGGACUCCACUGACUCCAAGCACAGUCUUUCUGUGAAACGUCAUUCGACUGACUCUAAAUCAGACAGGAGGGACUCUAUGGGUUCCAAGACUAGCAGCUCACCCUCAGCUAAGAAGCUCCCUAGUGAGACGAAAGAAUCUCAUGGCUCCAAGUCCUCUCACCCUGGCCCUCUGCAGAGAAAGUCCUCAACGGACAGUAUUGAACGGAGAAAGAAAGAGAUGCCAAAGAUCCCCACCACCCCCACCAGUCCCAUGUCCCCCUCCUUCAGCUCAGCAGGGGUUCCCCUGUCCCCUUGCCUGGCCACUGGAGAAACCAUCAGGGACAAAUGCAUCGAGAUGCUGGCUGCAGCUCUACGCACAGAUGAUAACUUCAAAGAAUUUGGGACAAACUGUGACUCAAUGGCAGCAGAAAUUGAAGAUCAUAUUUACAAGGAGACGGGAGCCACAGAUAUGAAGUAUAAAAACAGGGUGCGGAGCCGCAUCAGCAACCUGAAGGACUCCAAAAACCCUGGGCUGCGGAGGAACGUCCUGGCUGGAGGCAUAGAGCUGAGACGCUUCGCCAUCAUGUCUGCUGAGGAGAUGGCUAGUGAUGAGCUGAAGCAGCUGAGGAACAAUCUGACUAAGGAGGCCAUUAGGGAACACCAGCUGUCCAAAACCGGCGGUACCAUUUCUGACCUGUUUCAGUGCAGCAAGUGCAAAAAAAAGAACUGCACCUACAACCAGAUGCAGACCCGCAGCGCUGACGAGCCUAUGACCACUUUUGUCCUCUGUAACGAGUGCGGGAACCGCUGGAAGUUCUGCUGAUGUGGCCCAGCUCCAAUGACGAUGUUGCAGACCACAUUUUUUCUAUGAGGGGUUAUAAUGUUUAGCAAUGAGUAAUUUUACAAAAACAAAAAUGAAUACUUACAAUUUACUUUUUAAGAUGGGCUCCCGAGUGGAACAGCGGUCUAAGGCACUGCAAGAGGCGUCACUACAGUCUCUGGUUCAAUUCCAGGCUGUAUCACAUCUGGCCGUGAUUGGGAGUCCCAUAGGGCGGGGCACAAUUGGCUCAGCGUCGUCCGGGUUUGGCCUGGGUAGACUGUCAUUGUAAAUAAGAAUUUGUUCUUAACUGACUUGCCUAGUUAAACAAAGGUUACAUUUCAAAUAUGGUGCUUUUAAUGGGGGUUGCAUUUUUUUUGUAAGAGGCAGGGGUUGAGACAGUCUCCAGAUUGAUGGCAGUGUCAUUUAAUCUGUCCUGGUUGGACACAUGGUGUUGAGGAGAUUGAAUGAGUAAACAGUAUUGAAAUUAUGCUAAUUAAUACAAAAUAAUGUCAUUGUCAAAUUGUGUUUGAACUACCGGUGAAAUGGAAAGUCAAUAUACUGUACCACUAAGAGCAGCCACAAGAUGGCGAGGAAGAGUAAGUUAUACUGUAAGAGCUCCCACUUGCAAAUGACAUAUCAUUUAGGGAGUGAAUGUUAUUUACAGUACCAGUCAAAAGUUUGUACACACCUACUCAUUCAAGGGUUUUUCUUUAUUUGAACUGUUUUCUACAUUGUAUAAUAAUAGUGAAGACAUCAAAACUAUGAAAUAACAUAUAUGGUAUCAUGCAGUAACCAGCAUUUUUUUACAUUUACAUUUACAUUUAAGUCAUUUAGCAGACGCUCUUAUCCAGAGCGACUUACAAAUUGGUGCAUUCACCUUAUGACAUCCAUUUUAAAACAAAUCAAAAUAUAUUUGAGGUUCUUCAGAGUAGCCACCCUUUGCCUUGAUGACAGCUUUGCACACUCUUGGCAUUCUCUCAACCAGCUUCAUGAGGUAGUCACCUGGAAUGCAUUUCAAUUAACAGGUGUGCCUUGUGCGUUUGAGUCAAUCAGUUGUGUUGUGACAAGAUAGGUCUAUCUUCUGUAUACCACCCCUAUUUGGUAAAAGACCAAGUCCAUAUUAUGGCAAGAGAAGCUCAAAUAAGUUCAUUAGAGUUAACUGCACCUCAGAUUGCAGCCCAAAUAAAUGCUUCACAGAGUUUAUGUAACACAUCUCAACAUCAACUGUUCAGAGGAGACUGACUGCAUUAAUCAGGCCUUCAUGGUCGAUUUGCUGCAAAGAAACCACUACUAAAGUACACCAAUAAGAAGAAGAGACUUGCUUGGGCCAAGAAACAUGAGCAAUGGACAUUAGACUGGUGGAAAUCUGUCCUUUGGUCUGAUUAGUCAAUUUUUUGAAUUUUGGUUUCAAACGCAGAGUUGGUGAACUGAUGAUCUCUGCAUGUGUGGUUCCCACCGUGAAGCAUGGAGGAGGAGAUGUGGGGGUACUUUGCUGGUGACACUGUGAUUUAUUUAGAAUUCCAGGCACACUUAACCAGCAUGGCUACCACAGCAUUCUGCAGCGAUGCGCCAUCCCACCUGGUUUUCCCUUAGUGGGACUAUCAUUUGUUUUUCAACAGAACAAUGACCCAACACACCUUCAGGCUGUGUAAGGGCUAUUUGACAAAGAAGGAGAGCGAUGACCUGCUGCAUCAGAUGAUGACCUGGCAAUCACCUGACCUCAACCCAAUUUAGAUGGUUUGGGAUUAAUUGGACCGCAGAGUGAAGGAAAAGCAUCCAAUAAGUGCUCAGCAUACGUGGGAACUCCUUCAAGACUGUUGGAAAAGCAUUCUAGGUGAAGCUGGUUGAUAGAAUGUCUAGAGUGAGCAAAGCUGUCCUCAAGGCAAAGGGUUGCUAUUGUAAUGAUUCUUGUCUACAUUGUAGACAAUUGUAAAAAAAAACAUUCAAUGAGUAGGUGUGUCAAAACUAUUGACUGGUACUGUACAAUGAGGGUUACAUGGAGAAAAAUGGACCUCUGAAAUGAAAAUAGACAGCCCUUCAGCAAAAUAUAUUUUACCUAACGCAUUUUACCUAAUGCCGAAAAAAACAAGUGACCCUUCAUAGCCUGGUUCCUCUCUAGGUUUCUUCCUAGGUUUUGGCCUUUCUAGGGAGUUUUUCCUAGCCACCGUGCUUCUACACCUGCAUUACUAGCUGUUUGGGGUUUUAGGCUGGGUUUCUGUACAGCACUUCAAGAUAUUAGCUGAUGUACGAAGGGCUAUAUAAAAUAAAAUUGAUUGAUUGAUUGA